UGCCUCAUAACAUCCCGGCGGCGCCGCCUGCGAUUGAACCCAGGCCUGCUGGGCUCAGAGGUAAUCACGCUUACCACUACACCACCGGCGCUGCUUGGAAUGACCCAUAUAUAUGUUUUAAUUGUAUGGACCGUGUACAUUUACCGAGGUUAGUUUGUUUCAAAAUCGGCACACAACUACAUAAUCACCUAACAUCGCCACAAAACAUUAUCUCUCACCGACAUAAUGGCGCUAAGAUAAGAAUGGAGAUAUGAUUUACAAAUGGUAAAUAUCUCAAACGACUAGGGCAGAAGCAUACAAGGGCGAGAUAAACGCCAUAUAAAAUCCACAUGCAUCGACCCAACCGAAUUCAGUGCCACAAGAUGUCUCGCUACGACCCGAUUGAAAAAGUGUGGUCCGGACCAGCUCAGCCACCGCUGUUCAACCCGCAGGUCAGUGUUGGCCAAAUGCUGCUGAACAUGUUGGAGCGUACCCCCGAUAAGGUGACACAAAUCGAUGGCGAUACCGGUCGGAGAAUGACUUGUGGAGAAUUUCGCACCAGAACGAUCCGUAUCGCGCAGAACCUGAAUGGGAGGGGAAUGACCAAAGGUGAAAUGGUGAUCGUGGCUUGUCGCAAUAGUGAGAACGUAGCACCAUUGGUGGUGGCUCUGUUGACGAUCGGAGCGCAGUUCGUGCUGAUGCCAAUGUAUUUCAGGCUGCCCGAGUUGAAUCAUUUAUUGAAGAAGUAUCAGCCGAAGGUCGUAUUCUGUGACGAGGAAAAUUGCGAAAAUUUUAAAAUAGCUUGCCGGAAUGAGGUCGAGCGGGAGCCAGUAUUUUUCGUGACAGAAUGUGAACGAACCGAUGUGCACAAGAUGGAGGCGUUGCUUCAGGAAACUGGAGAGGAGUUUAAAUUCCAAGCGUCGUAUCUAGGUGAUGCCAGGUCAACAGUUGCGGUUAUUUUGAGCUCAUCCGGUACAACUAACAAGCCGAAAGGAGUGCGCCUUUCACAUGCUCAGGUCAUCAAUUGGAGUUGCUCAUAUUUUCAGGUCAACCGGGGUAUCACUUUCAACUUUUGUCCAUUGUCAUGGGGAACGGGAUUCUUUAGCAUCUAUCAGUCCAUCGCUACCAGCACUCCACGUCUGUACACGCGAUAUAUGUUCAGUGAAAACAAGUUCUUCGAGAUGCUCGCAAAGUAUCCCAUAGAAACGGUCAACUUGCAACCAAGCUAUAGUAAAUCGGUUGUCUGUCAUCCACGUUGUGCGGAGGCGGAUUUUUCUAGCAUUAAAACGUGGGUAGUCCUCGGAAGUUUGGCAUCCGAUUUGCUCAGGGACAAAAUCGAGGCUCUACUGCCGAACGGUAGAACGACAAAUGACUACGGUUUAUCAGAAUGUGGCUUGGUGAUACACGAUCCAAUGGGACGGAAGGCUGGAGCGAGUGGGCAAUUGGCUCCGCAGAUUCAGGCGAGGAUCAUCAAUGCAGCUGGUCUAACAGUAGGCGUCGGGCAAUUAGGUGAGUUACAGUUGAAGAAAAGUGAUCCGUUCCUUGGUUACUUUGAUGAACCGGAGGCAAUGAGUAGUUUGAUCACUGAGGAUGGUUGGUUGCGAACGCAAGACUGUGGCUACUUUGAUGAGGAGCAUUAUUUCUACAUGAGUGAACGGAAGAAGGAUCUACUGAGCUACCGGAAUAUGCUAGUGAUUCCGUCUUCCUUGGAGUGGGUGAUCGAGAGAAUUGAAGGGGUGAAGCACACCUGCGUCGUUGGAGUACCGGAGGACGGAUGGGAAGCGUCGGACCUAUUGACGGCGGUAGUCGUGAAAGAAAAGGAUUGUAAACUGACGGAGGAUGCAAUUUUGGCUUUUGUCAACGGACAGGUUCCAGAUUAUAAACAUUUGAGAGGUGGAGUGAUUUUUCGCGAUGAACUACCCCUCGGCAGUACUGGAAAAGUUCUACGAGAUAAGGUGAAGGAACUCGUUCUGGCAAUGGAGGCUGUGAAGAUCUGAUUCGUUAGGAAUAUAAUCCCAACAAACAAUUUGAACUGAUUGAAAGCUGGAUAAGCAUUGUUUUUUUUGCUGAAGAAGCAAAUUUUUGCCUGAAUGAACUCUUAUUCAACUUUCAAUAUUUGUUGGGAUGUUUUUAGAUUAAACAGCUAGAAUGUAGAACUGUAUUUAAUAUUUGAAUAAUAUGUGAAAUUCAUUCUUCUAUAAUUAAUUCAACUUUGUUGUUAAAUUAUUAAAAUG
Molecule: messenger RNA, 2213 nt
Organism: Ochlerotatus camptorhynchus
Lineage: Eukaryota; Metazoa; Arthropoda; Insecta; Diptera; Culicidae
Product: luciferin 4-monooxygenase-like
Exons: 1
Coding region: 330-1976 (548 amino acids)
Biological process (GO): fatty-acyl-CoA biosynthetic process; long-chain fatty acid metabolic process
Molecular function (GO): long-chain fatty acid-CoA ligase activity
Source: RefSeq, a predicted model, not a curated record